Molecule: messenger RNA, 1065 nt
Organism: Limanda limanda (common dab)
Lineage: Eukaryota; Metazoa; Chordata; Actinopteri; Pleuronectiformes; Pleuronectidae
Gene: nat16
Product: N-acetyltransferase 16
Exons: 5
Coding region: 1-1065 (354 amino acids)
Molecular function (GO): acyltransferase activity, transferring groups other than amino-acyl groups
Source: RefSeq, a predicted model, not a curated record
AUGAUUUUGGUGUCCAUGCUCCCAUCACUUGACCAACAGGAUAUUCUACCAAAGACAUGUUGUCUCAAGAUGAAGAUUGAUACCAGCCUGACUAUGCCCCAGCUCCCAGAGGCAAUGUCCCAGGCUGGCCUACAGUUUACUGUGGCAACUGAGGAGGACUUUGAUGAGAUCAUGGCUAUGAGCCAGGAUAUCUAUGGAGGCCUGGACUACUUGCCCACUAGAUACACCAGUUGGCUACAGGAGACAAAUCGUACAGUCAUAUUGGCUCGCAAACAGGGAAAAGUGAUUGCUCUGGAGUCAGUGUGUGUGAUUGAUGAUGGGGAGACCAUGCUGGUGGAAGGUCUCCGUGUCGCCCCGCAGGAAAGGGGAAAGGGUGUGGCAGGAGUUCUGCUUCGUUUUUGCUCUGAAAUGGUCAAGUCCAAGUACCCAGAGGUCAAAGUGAGUCGUCUGACCCGUGAUGAUCAGCUUGGACCAAAGGACUUCCAGAAGUAUCGUAUCAUAACCAAGCAGGGUAUUCUGCUGGUGCGCUUCAGAGCAGAAGAUCUCAAGUUCCGUCUGACUGAGCUUGGUCUGGGUGGAAACACAUCUUCCUCUGAUUGUCCGCCAGUACUGCUUGACCAUACAGCUAUCCACCGGCUGUAUCUGACUACUGACCUUAUGCAGGGGGUUCUUCCUAAUGCCACCAUCAUUCAAGACUGGCAGCCAUUCAAGCUUUUACCCAGUAACAUGGUCAUCCUCCUGAAGAAGGACAUAGAUUGGAUGGUGGAUGAUGUGUCCAACCCUACCGUUGCAAGCCUGUGUACCUUCCCUUUCAGGGUGCCCAUUGGAGAUGACUGGUAUUACCUCAAUAUUGACAUGUUUGGUAAAGACCUGGACCUGGUACGGCAGCAGUUCUUGUGCCACCUGCAGAGCCACGCCACCACCCUGAAGGGUCAUGUGAUGUGCCAGAUGUUCUUGGACCCACUGCUCUGGAAGCCUAUGGCCGAAUUCUGCCACAAUACCUUAGGUGUGGAGCUGGUGAAGGAGUACACUGAGCAGUGCGUAGUGGAGUCAGACGUCAUUUAG